Molecule: messenger RNA, 6277 nt
Organism: Pygocentrus nattereri (red-bellied piranha)
Lineage: Eukaryota; Metazoa; Chordata; Actinopteri; Characiformes; Serrasalmidae
Product: A disintegrin and metalloproteinase with thrombospondin motifs 2-like
Exons: 23
Coding region: 179-5509 (1776 amino acids)
Biological process (GO): extracellular matrix organization; proteolysis
Cellular component (GO): extracellular matrix
Molecular function (GO): metalloendopeptidase activity
Source: RefSeq, a predicted model, not a curated record
AGAGAGAGAAAGAGAGAGAGAGAGGGGGAGAGAGGGGCGCUCUGUCCUCGUGCGCUGUGCAGUUAAGUUGCAGGCGGCUCGAGCUGCUGCUGCUGCUGCGUGCCUCUGCUGCUCCGGAGGGGGAAACUCUCCUCCUCGCGCGACUUCCAACUCUCUCCCCGCGCAGUGCGGAGCUGCCAUGGAGCCCGCGCGCACACUCGCGCUCUUCACCCUGCUGCCGCUUCUCCUGCACGCGGACGGCCUCUACAUCGCCAGUAGCAUAGAUUCCCUGCAGCACGUGCUGGGGGACUAUGGACUGGUGAGGCCUGUUCUGACCGAUGCGGAGGGCCGCUUCCUGUCACACGCGGUAUCAGCCGGUCCAGCAGACGGGCAGUUCCGUAGGCGCUGGCGAAGAGAGGCGGAAAUGGCUGGCCACGCCCCCAACCAGGCCGGUGGGGACGGCCAGAGGCUGUACUACAAUGUCACCGUCUUCGGCCGGGAGUUCCACCUGCGCCUGCGCCCCAACAGGCGCCUGGUGGCCCCCGGAGCCAAGAUGGAGUGGCAGGGUUCGGACGCCACUCGCUCGGAGCCGCUGAGCAGCAGCUGCAUGUUUGUGGGCGACAUCACGGACGUACAGGGAGCCUCUGUGGCCAUCAGCAACUGUGACGGUCUGGCGGGAAUGAUCCGGACGGAGCAGGAGGAGUUCUUCAUUGAGCCGGUGGAGACGGGACAACAUGUGAUCGAGCAAGAGGAUGGAGGUGAUGGCCGUCCUCACAUCGUGUACCGCUCUGCUGCCGUGAAGAAGCCACCUGCUAGCUCGCUAACUGCAGAUUCCCACGCCAGAGGUGCUGAUCUGGGAGGUCUGAUGGACUUGGAGACUCUGUAUGAGGGAGUGGAGCGGAGCCUGAACCAGAGCCGCCGAGCCCGCAGGCAGUCUCCCGAACGAGCCUACAACAUCGAGGUGCUACUUGGGGUGGACGAUUCGGUGGUGCAGUUCCAUGGGCAGCAGCGCGUGGGGAAGUACCUCCUCACACUCAUGAACAUUGUGAAUGAAAUCUACCAUGACCGUUCCCUUGGAGCACGGAUCAACGUGGUUCUGGUUCGGAUUGUCUUGGUUGACCCCAAAAAGUCUGUGAGCCUGAUUGAGUUGGGGAACCCCUCUCAGAGUCUGGAGAAUGUGUGCCGCUGGGCGUUUGAACAGCAGAGGAAGGACACCAAUGACAAGGAAUACCACGACCAUGCCAUCUUCCUCACCCGGCAGGAGUUUGGGCCCACAGGGAUGCAGGGUUAUGCUCCUGUGACGGGCAUGUGCCACCCAGUAAGAAGUUGCACCCUGAACCAUGAGGAUGGAUUCUCCUCUGCCUUCGUAGUGGCCCACGAGACCGGCCAUGUGUUGGGGAUGGAGCAUGAUGGUCAGGGGAAUCGUUGUGGUGAUGAGGUGCAGAUGGGCAGUAUUAUGGCUCCGCUGGUGCAGGCCGCAUUCCACCGCUUUCACUGGUCGCGCUGCAGUCAGCAGGAGCUCGGACGCUACUUACACUCCUACGACUGUCUGCGGGACGACCCGUUUGAGCACACGUGGGAGGAGCUCCCUCAGCUGCCUGGCCUGCACUACUCCAUGAAUGAACAGUGUCGUUUCGACUUCGGCACAGGAUACAUGAUGUGUACAGCGCUGCAAAAGGUGGGGUCAUCAGGAGCCCAGUACCGCACCUAUGACCCAUGUAAGCAGCUCUGGUGCGCUCACCCUGACAACCCCUUCUUCUGCAAGACCAAGAAAGGACCCCCCAUUGAUGGCACGAUGUGUGGGGAUGGCAAGCACUGUUUCAAAGGGCACUGUGUGUGGCUGACCCCAGACAUCAUAAAGCAGGACGGGAACUGGGGUAUGUGGAGCGAGUUCGGCGCCUGCUCUCGGCCCUGUGGAAGAGGCAUUCAGUUUCGCACUCGCUCUUGUGACAAUCCACACCCUGCUAAUGGGGGACGCACUUGUACUGGCUCCAACUACCAGUUCCGGAUGUGUAACACUCAAGACUGUGAGGACCCUUAUAAGGACUACAGAGCUGAGCAGUGCAGCAUGAUGGACAGCAAAUUUGAAUACCACAACUCCAGACACCACUGGCUGCCUUAUGAACACCCUGAUCCUAAACAGCGCUGCAGCUUAUACUGCAAGUCCAAAGAGACCCGAGUUGUGGUGAACAUGCAGGAGCUGGUGGAACCAGGCAUCCGCUGUUCAUACAAAGACCCCUAUAGUGUGUGUGUGUAUGGGGAAUGUGAGAAAGUAGGCUGUGAUAAUGUGGUGGGCUCAGGGCUUCAGGAGGAUAAAUGUGGUGUGUGUGGAGGGGAUGGCAGCAAGUGCAAGACCCACAAGUUCAACUUCACCUUCUCUGAUAAGAAGGGUGUUAUUAAAGUUCUAGAAGUUCCUAGAGGGGCGAGGCAUCUUCUCAUCCAGGAACUGAAUGGGACAACUCACAUUUUGGCUGUGAAGAACAAAGCUACCGGUGAUUUCUUCCUGAAUUCCCAUGGAGAUUACCCAGAGACGCGCACCAUCAUCGAGAAAGGGCUGGAGUGGGAGUAUGAGAACAAGAACAAUAAGGACACCAUUCAGACCAGCGGUCCACUGAAAAAUGAUGUUGUUAUCAUGAUCCGGAUGCAUGGCUCAGCUAGAGCUAAGGUGUCGGUCAAAUACAUCACAGACAUUGACAGGCUGAGCGAUGGGGCCAACGAGAACAACAUGGUGCCUGACAAUGCAGUGCCCUACUCCUGGGUGGUAAAGAGGUGGACACCCUGCUCCAAGACCUGCGGGGGUGGUACGCAGACAACGCGCUACGGCUGCCGCAAGAACGCUGAGAUGAGGCUGGUGCACCGGCGCUUCUGUGACAAAAUCAAAAAGCCCCCUGCCAUUUACCGAGAUUGCUACCUAAGAGAGUGUGCUCUGCCCAUCUGGGUGGCUGGAGAGUGGGGCGAGUGCAGCAAGUCCUGCGGCAGGUCCGGCACUCAGACUCGCUCUGUUCGUUGCGUCCAGCCAUUGGGCGACGGCAAGUUCAAGUCCAUACGCAGCCGCUACUGCAGUGAUGAGCGUCCAGAAUCUCGCCGUGACUGCAACCGCAUGCUCUGCCCUGCAGAGUGGAAACUGGGGCCUUGGUCACAGUGUUCAGUGUCGUGUGGUAAUGGUACUCAGGAGAGGCAGGUACUCUGUCACACUCGGGACAACACCAUCGGCCUCUGUCUGGACUCCAAACCAGCAGCACUGCGACCGUGCAGAAUGGAUCCGUGCCCCAAGAGCAUGUCGGACUUCAACAAGCACGGUAACUUCCUGAUCCAGUGGCUUUCGCGUCACGACCCCAAGUACCCAGUGCAGAGGAUCCCAAAGCAACGGUGUAAUGGUGACCGCUCAGCGUUCUGCAAGAUGGAGGUACUGUCCCAGUACUGCUCACUGCCGGGCUUCCAGCGCAUAUGCUGCAAGUCCUGCAACACCACGAGCACCACAAGAACCACUGCACCUAACAGCCUUCCAUUUACUACUCCAAGACUGACCAAUGGGGUGCCCUCCAGCCCCACCAAAAGCUCCAGUUCUACCCAGAUGAAGACCACAAUGGCACCUACUGCUGAAAGUCUCAGUUCUACCCAGAUAAAAACCACAAUGCCACCUACUGCCAAAAGCCCCAGUUAUACCCAGGUAACAACCACAAUGCCACCUACUGCCAAAAGCCCCAGUUAUACCCAGGUAACAACCACAAUGUCACCUACUGCCAAAAGCCCCAGUUAUACGCAGGUAACAACCACAAUGCCACCUACUGCCAAAAGCCCCAGUUAUACCCAGGUAACAACCACAAUGCCACCUACUGUCAAAAGCCCCAGUUAUACCCAGGUAACAACCACAAUGCCACCUAUUGCCAAAAGCCCCAGUUCUACCCAGAUGACAAUCACAACACCACCUACUGCAAAACCCCCAAAUUCUGCCCAGAAGAAAACCACAACACCACCUACUGCCAAAAUUCCCAUUUCUACUAAGAAGAAAACCACAACGCCACCUACUGGUAAAAGCCCCAAUUCUGCCCAGAAGAAAACCACAACGCCAUCUACUGCCAAAAUUCCCAGUUCUACUAAGAAGAAAACCACAACAUCAGCUACUGCAAAAAGACCCAAUUCUGCCCAGAAGAAAACCACAACGCCACCUACUGCAAAAAGCCCCAAUUCUGCCCAGAAGAAAACCACUACGCCACCUACCGCUAAAAGACCCAAUUCUGCCCAGAAGAAAACCACAACGCCACCUACUGCAAAAAGCCCCAAUUCUGCCCGGAAGAAAACCACAACGCCACCUACUGCCAAAAUUCCAAGUUCUACUAAGAAGAAAACCACAACGCCAUCUACUGCAAAAAGCCCCAAUUCUGCCCGGAAGAAAACCACAACACCACCUACUGCCAAAAUUCCCAGUUCUACUAAGAAGAAAACCACAACACCACCUACUGCUAAAAGCCCCAAUUCUGCCCAGAAGAAAACCACAACACCACCUACGGCCAAAAGCCCCAAUUCUGCCCAGAGGAAAACCACAACGCCACCUAAUGCCAAAAUACCCAGUUCUGCUAAGAAGAAAACUGCAAAGCCGCCUACUGCCAAAAGCCCCAAUUCUACCCAAAAGAAAACCACAACACUACCUGCUUCCAGACGUCCAAGGACCACUGCAGCAGGUACUUCUCCGCUUACAACCACAGGACACAAUAUCUGGUCUUAUACAUACUUUGCAACAUCUACAGCUGCUAUUGCUGCCACUUUGUAUCCUAUUAAUGAACAAACUACAACACCCAGUAUCUCUAAGACCACAUCGAAUAUCUUCCCCAUAGAGCUAGGCAUGUCUUCUGCAGCGGUGACCACCGGUGUCAACGUCAUCUUUGAUAUUAGUGAUGAUGUGACAGCUAGCACUAAUGAAAUUAGCAACAGUGUCACUAGUACAGAAGGCUUGUCCAGCAGCAUGACCCUACUUGAGGACACACUGGUCAGCAGUGGUGAACCUCCUGAGUUCCAGACCACAGUGGGCAAUGGAGAUGAAGAAAAAGAGUUCACCACAUCAGGUUGGCUGGAUGCCACAAUGUCUGGGGAUGCUAGCGCACCCUUAAUAUUGACAACAAGCAAAGGAGAAACUAAAACACCUGAAGAAAUUGCUGCCAUGGCAACAACACCUGUUACAAAACCAACAACAUUGCCCAUAACAACGGCAUCGACAACAGUGCCCAUGACAAAGACAUCCAUUAUGAGGCCAGCCAUGAUGACUGCAACAAUGACCACAAUAGAGGAGCCAUCAACAACACAAAAGACAACCACAACCACAUCCAGACCACCUGAAAGAGAAGAGGAAAACAAUGCUAUUGAAGUUCCAUUCCGAAUCACCGGGUUGGACACAGAGUUCCCUGAGAGCAAUGUGAUUCACCGGAGAAGCCGCAUCUUCUUGCACGAACGAACACGCAACAAGCGCAUACAGGAGCUGCUUGAGGAGAAGCGGAACUUUUUACGGCGAAUGAAAAGAGCUCAGAGCGUCUGAGCCCGGCCUGGUUUCUCUUAUAGAGAGAUGUGUCUAUGCAAUGAAAUCCACACUCUGUCUUGGUGCUUGGGUUAAGUACUGGAAGAUGGUUGAGCUCACGCGUCAUGGUACCAUCACUGCCACAGAGUGCUUCCCCACGUUCACUGUCCAAAGCAUGGCAAACUGAACUUUGUGGAGCAAAACCACUAGCAAAUGUUUGCACACUUGCUUAGAACGCAAAGAACUUUUGCUUCAAAGCGAUAUUUGUAGAAACCAGGAAAUAAGGCCAAAAGGAUUUGUAGCUAUACCAUUUUAUCCUGUGACAAAAACAUUUUUGUCUGCAUUUCCACAUAGACCCCAUACUGUACACAUAUAGCAGGCACAUAUUUUUCUCUAUGCAAAUGCAUAUUCAGAAUGAUAUAUGAAAAGAUUUAAUAUUUAGGUUUGAAAAACUCUGAUACAGACACCAUGCCAACCUUAUUCGUUAUGCACCAUUAUGCAUGUAGACAUGAUAAAACAGUGGCUGUUCUACGGCGUAAAUGGCAGUGAGUUCCUUUAUGGCAUUCCUUAUUUUAAUACUCAUUAAUUAAACUAUUAGCAUUUGAAUUUGGAUUCUUGUUCUUGAUAAGUUCAAACUCAUGUACAGCACAAUAUAUUUUCCUCAGUUUUCUAGAUAAUUGCACACAGGGUAUGAAAGAGCUAUUAAAGGGGAAUUCCAUCCAAAAAAAUCUGCAUAAUUCAGUGUUCGAGACGUAAACAAAGUCAUUUAGAGUGGCUACUGUCUCUGAU